Lolium perenne is the source of this 1061-nucleotide messenger RNA. RefSeq lists its product as uncharacterized. NCBI's taxonomy places the organism in Eukaryota, Viridiplantae, Streptophyta, Magnoliopsida, Poales, Poaceae. The record is from RefSeq and is a predicted model, not a curated record.
CAAGGCAGAAACUGGCUGCACUAGAACUCAGACACAACGCAACUGCGGGUUCUCUCCUCCCCUUCUCCCUCCGCCGACGAAAAUGUUGGCGGCUCGCCGUCACACGACCUCCGCACCACUCCUCCGCCGCCUCUCCGCCCAGCCCAAAUCUAAGGCACAACCCCCUCCGCCACCGCUGACGCCGUCUGAUGAGGGCGUGGGGGCAUGGGCCCGUCGCGCGGCCGCGCUCUCGCUGCUGGGGCUCACCGGCGCCGUCGCCGCCAGCGCCGUCGGAGACCUUUCCGUUUUCCUCUCCUGCUCCAGACAGGCAAUGGAGAAGGCUACCCAGAACCAGCACAUAGUGUCUGCAAUGGGCGAGCCCAUCACACGGGGUCCCUGGUACAGCGCUUCCAUUGCUGUAAACCAUGCGGGGCAUUCCGUCUCCUGCACUCUCCCGGUGCUGGGGCCCCAAGGAGAGGGGCUUCUUAAGUUCAAGGCGGUUCGACUUGGAGAUGAAUCUUGGUUUUCGUUUCUUAAGCACAGUGACUGGGAGAUACUCAUAAUGGAUGCGAUCCUUGAUGUUCGUACUAAAGAUGGGAAGCAUCGAACAAUAAGGGUGGCAGUUCCCGACAACAAAGCAGCUCCACCACCAGCUGACUGCAGGGCAUGCAAGUCACAGCCAACGCCACCGCCAACGCCAACGCCACCUCCAUCUCAAGAGAAGUGAACUUCAUGUGGAGACUUUCUUCGGUCUGGAGUCUGAACAUAGCUAGCAUGCAGUGAUUAUUUUUCUGUUACUCAUCCCUGGUAGAACACAUUGGACCAAGUAGGCAGGAGGCUCUUUUUUUUCUGAGAGGACAGGAAAUUCUUUUCUGGUGUGCUGGCGAAUGAUACAACAUAUAAUAGGUUAGACGAAUGUUCACUAGGGAGGUCAUAUCUCUCAGAAACUAGAUUUGCAUUAGGAUUGGUAGCAAGGAAAAGCUCAUAUUCUUUUGGAGGUUCAUUAUUCAUGAAAACUACAGAUAAAAGCGAGUUAACUAUCCUAUGUUCUCGCUGGUUGCAGUGUUGCAAUACGGCUGUCA